AUGGUUCCUCCGCUGGAUCUCUCAUCUCAUACCAAGGUCAUGAUUGCACCUCCACGGCUCAACCUCCGUCGAAAUGCUUCAUACAACAACUACGAGAAAGCACCGCUCUCAUCGACUUCGGCUCGAUUCAACUUUAACCAUCUUCUCUUCUCUCCUCCUCCUUCGCCUAGUCUUCCCGCACUGGUACCGCGGCCAAAGAAGUCGCCUGCAAAGGCCUUGAUUGCUCGACCAAGUCGAGUGCUGCGAUAUAUGCUUUAUUCAAUCACGCUAUUUAUAACCCUAUACUUUGCUCGCCUUGCAUUCCGAAAUAAAGAGUCCAUAAUAGCAGUAUGGCCUCAUUUCACAACAGAAGAGUUUGAAAUGGUCGGGCAGGACGCGAUUCCGGAUUUCCCAACGCCCAUAGUUGUCAGCCAUAGCCAUUCCAAGUCCAAGUGGACCAUGUCUAUCCCGCACCAUUACGAUUUCCCUCUGACGGUGGAGGAAUAUGAUGGCAUGGGAAGCAAAUGCCGCGAGGUCUCAGCUCAUACGAGGGAGCUCCGUGGUAAAGCUCCAUUGUCUGAUGAAGACAAGCUUAACUACGACGCCGUGGACGAGUAUUUUGUCGACGUGUAUGAGGCUGAACUGUAUGGACUGCUACCUCCUGUUGCGCAUGCACAUACCAGCCCAAAAUCUGGGCACUUUGUCGGCUUGAACUGGGAGUCCAUGGCCGGACUGCCCAUCUGUCCAUCUUCUGUCACCUAUGUACUGGAGAGCUCAGAUGCUGGGCUGGGCACUGCCGUCAUGGGCAUGUGGAUGCUCUACGGCCUCGCCAAACAAGAUGGCAGGGCAUUUUUCAUCGACGACUCUCGUUGGGCCUAUGGCCGGUAUACCGACAUCUUCCAGGCACCACCAAUCCCCGAUUGCCGGCCACCUCCGCGACACCGGAUGCUUCCUUGCCCGGCACAGGCAAAGCAUCUAGUUGUCACGGGCACGACGCUCAAGGAUGUUUUCCCGGCUUUAAUGGCCAAAUACCACCGCGCCGCCGGAACCAGCAACAAUCUACGAGAUCUGAUGGGACUUGCAAGAUCGGGAUACGAGGCACUCUUCAAGAUCAAUACCGAUGACCAAGAGUAUGCCCACGACCGGGUACAGCAACUGAGGAAGCAGGCGAUGGAAGCUGACUCGGCCGUUUCGCAUGUCCCCAUCAUUGGGCUCCACGUUCGGCGCGGUGAUUCGCACCCUCUCGAGUACCAAUAUCGCAACACUUAUAUCCCAUCCGAGGUUUUCCUCAGCAAAGCCCAAGAGCUGAUAGGCGCCCACUACAGCUCGUCUGAGAGCCAUGAACUGCCCACAAACCAGUCCAUCACUAUCAUCGCCUCCGACGACCCUGCUGUCUACAAGCAGCCCGACUUCUCCGACGCAUUGUUUGCGCAGGAGCGCAUCCGCUUGGCCUCUAAAGAAGCCGCUCCGCGGGAGGAGGUCGACAAGAACGUGCUCCAUCAUUUUGAGGAUGAAACCUUGCAAUGGGAAGGCGGGUUCUUUGCGCCCAUGUUUUGGAACCUCGGGUUUGACAGGAAGCACAACGGCCAUGCGAAUGGAGCGUCGGCGGGGCGGAUAGAACCGCCCUCCGAGCAGACGAUUCAGUUGCGCAGCUACAUGGGCAGGGCGUAUAUGCUUGAUCUGGCCGUUUUGGCGGGAGCAAGUGACAGGAUUGUGUGCACUGUCAGUUCGAUGGGCUGCAAGAUGCUGGCGGUGAUGAUGGGGUGGGAGGAGGGCAUUGAAAAGGGAGGCUGGGUCAACAUUGAUGGCAACUACCCAUGGGGUUGGAUGAAUUGA
Trichoderma aggressivum f. europaeum is the source of this 1815-nucleotide messenger RNA. RefSeq lists its product as uncharacterized. Lineage: Eukaryota; Fungi; Ascomycota; Sordariomycetes; Hypocreales; Hypocreaceae. The transcript has a single exon. The record is from RefSeq and is a predicted model, not a curated record. Gene Ontology annotation, biological process: protein N-linked glycosylation. Gene Ontology annotation, molecular function: alpha-(1->6)-fucosyltransferase activity. The coding region runs from base 1 to 1815 and encodes 604 amino acids.